UACUGACGUGUCCUCUCCGUGUCUCAUGUGGACUCCAGCUGAUCUCACAGGAUGAACCCGCUCGCCGCCCUCAGCGUGGACCGCACGCCGCUGGUUGGUGAGACCUACCGGCCCCAUGUAGGACUCUUCUAUCCCGGGAUCCGCCCCCCCUCAGAGAAGCUGCCUCUGGGCUACGACCUGGCCCUGUUGGAUGGUCAGAAGUCUGGACUGACCCGGCCUCCAGUUCUGCAGAAACCCAUGGUAGUCCCUACUGCAGCAGGUGAUGGUCUGGGUCUGGACCAGCAGUCAGAACCGGGUCUGAAUGGUACGGGGGGCUUCCUGAGACUGCCGUGGAUAAGUCCUUAUGCUGAUGCAACGAUGUACCCCUUCCUGGACCUGGCAUGGCAGCCCUCCCCCUUCCUCCACCAGCAGCUGGUGUACCAGUCUCUGUGUGCUGCAGGGGCGGGGGGCAGCACACCUGGAGACCACGGACUGGUCUACCUGCCUCGUUAUGCCCAGACACACCUCCCCCCUUUAGGCCCUCCAAUCAGGUUCACUGCUGCCACUCCAGGGUCCACCCUGACCCCCGGCCCAGACCCGGCCUUACAGGGGGUCAGUCCUCAUCAGGAACAAUCUGCCUUCAGCACCAGUCCACCGACCCACCAGGAGGCGGAGCCUCAAGCUGUUCACGUCACUCGGAGACAACAUGGUGAUGGAAAGUCCAAUCAGUUUUCUUUCUCCAAAAACACUCCGAGCAGAAACAGUCGAGGAGGUAGCGAUGCCCCCGUCAGCAGCUCAGGGUCAGACCUCUUCAGGAGCACCCCCUCAUCCUCACAUUCAGGGUCUCAUACUUUUAACAUCAGCAGGCUGAACUCUGACCCCGGCACCGCUAUAAGAUCAGGCAGCAACCAAACCAAAGAUGUUAUCUGUAGUUCAGAGAGGACUUCACCUGCCAAAACCCCCGAGGACAAACCUUCAGAUCUGAGGGCCAAAGAGCUUCAGGAACUUUCAAAUGGAUUCCCGGCCCCCUUAGAGACUCUGAACACGUUGGGGUAUUUACCACAGGCUAGUUAUGGGUUGCUAAAGGAUGGUCUACCUUCACCUGUAAGCACACACACAAAGACUCCAGACUGUCCUGAAGCGAUCCGGUCUCUGUCCUCCCCUUGGGUUGACAAUGUUCCCAAUCAUUCACCAGGAUCCACCAGUACACCAGGUCCAGGUCCUACCUCAGGAGGAAGACCUUCUGCAUCAUCUGCGUCCCCAAGAGCCACCCCUUUUCAUUUAGAGAAAGUAGAUCCAAACAGUAAAGGAGAAAGUCGGAUCAGCUCUGAAAAACAGAGAAACCUUCAUCAGCAGGAGUCUGCUGAGAGAAAUGGAAACUCCUCCAGUCCGGGCUUUGGAGACUCCUACCUCCCCCCCGGCUUAGGCUACACAAACCGUUACAUCCCAUACGCAGUGGCUGAGAAUAUGAGCCUGCAGCGUGCACCCGUACCAGGGAAAGGAUCUGCAUACCCUCACACAUUCCUGCUGGGCAUCGGCAGCUUUUGUCCCUCCCGCCUUGUACAAGAACACGGCCUUCCAUUUGGAGUCCAUCCUAAAAAGGGUGACUUCAUGGCAUACCAGAACACCAAGGUGCCCCUCCCACCUGAACCCUCCCACUCAGGACUCGACCGACUGGAGACCAGAACCAGGAGAGCAGAAAGACACAGGAAUCAGGACUGCUCUCACGUCAAGAGAGACAAGUCAAAGAACCAAACUGUGAAGGCUUCAAGCAGAACUCUGACAGCUGCCAGAGAAGAUUUCAUUAUCGACCUGGUGCAUGAUGAUGAUCAGAGCUCCACCAUUAGAGAAGAUUCCACCAAGACUGGUGUAAGGAGCGGUAACCACACCCAAGAAAGACCGCCAUGGUCUUCAGAAGACCUCCAUCCAAAGCAAGCAGUAGAGCAGAGACGAGGCGAGCUAGACCAAACACCCCAACCAGGACCUCCUCUUCAGAUCUGUCAGGAGAUCCUGGAGGAACCACUGAGUCCAUUCUCAGACCUGACAGAGGAGCAGACGAUGCGUUGUGCCAGAACUUCUCCUCAUCAAUUUUCUAGAAAAUGUAAACCUGGGGCGUCUGGUGGAGACUCAGUGAUCAGGGUCACUAGUGAACAGGAUAACGGUUUAAAGACUUUAGAGACUUCAGCUGACAGCAAUGUUAAAUCUGAUCCAACAUCCUCAAGAGAUGACGACCCACUUGGUGAACAGAACUCUAAGAACAUCAUGGGAGCAGAGUGUAAAGUCAACAACCAGAACAAUCCAGCUGAUGGGGGCAACUGUCCCUUAGACAGUCCAGUUAGCAGCAGGACGGGCUCAGCAUGGAGCAGUUUGAAUCCCAGGGCUCCAGCUGGAAUGGUUAAGACCAACAGGGAAUUUGUGUGUGGUAACCCUAACCCAAGAAGAUCUCCCUCUACCAACGAGGAUAAGAGUCUGAGGACACCAACCUGUGAACCCAGAGUCUUCAUCAACCCCAGACUCCCCGACCCUGAAAACCACAACCCUUUGAACUCAGGUGGUGGGAACUUCAACCUCAGGGAUCCUGCAUGUUCAGAUGCUGAAAGUAACCCGUCUAAAAGAAAUAAUCAGACCAGUGUAAACCAUCUCUGGGUCCCUACAUCUGGAAAUCCCCCCAAUCCAGACUUUAACGGGAUGCCUGCAGAUCUGACCUCUGACCUCAGAGCUGAGUGUCUUUCCUCCAGAGAGAUAGAACCACCAUCCAGUGGAGACGGGGAGAGAGAAAUCCAGGACUCUCUGGAUCUACAAACAGACGAGGACGAGGGUCCCGGCUGCAGCAUGACCCGGCGCUCCGGCCUCACCAAACGGAUCGCUAACUCAUCCGGCUUCGUGGGCGACCGGUUUCAUUGUGUGACCACGGAGCUCAAUGCCGACAGCAGCAAGCUGAGCCGCGAGCAGAGGGCUCUGCAGCGUGCGAUGCUGCGAUUCUCUGAGCUGGAGCUGAAGGAGAACGAGGAAGGAGGAGGAGGAGAGGAGGACGAGGAAGAGAAGGUGAUGAUGACAGCAGUAGACAGCCAACAGAGAGACGCAGGGAGAGGAGAAGAAGAGGAGAAGAGUGAGGGAGGAGGAGGAAGAACUCCCUAUGCAGCCGCCGCUGAGGCAGCGACAAAUGAGGAAGAAAACAAAGAGGAGGAAGGAGGAGGACUUCAGGAGGAGAUGAAGAAAGAGGAGAGACAAACGGAUCUGUCUCCAGGCCGAGGCCUCUCUCCUGGACUCUCAGGUUCAGACUUCAGGAGGAGAAUCUUCAGUCUGGAGCCAUUUCACCAGAGCAGCAUCACCAGCAGCCGGCUGAAGAGAGGGAGGGAGGAGGAGCAGGAGGACAAGGAGACGGACUCGACCCCCGAGGACGUGAAGAAGCUGAAGGUUUGCAUCGAGCUGAACGGCCUCAGACUCAACAAACCCCGCCUUCCCGGGGAGCUCAACCAAUGGCUGCUUCCCAGCCAGAGGUCAGUAGAGCCGGACAGGAAGUUCAGGAUGGACGUCCCUGGUAUCAGAGCACCCAACAGAGGCUGGAGUGACCCGAUGACCACAAAGAGGGAUGACCCGAGAGUGUUCCCUCCCACCUCCACCGCCCAUCUCCCCAUGCAACCUUUCAGCCCCGCCCUCCUCGCCUCCUCCCGCCUCCAGGACAAACACCAGAGGCUGAAGGAGAGCCGCAGGUCCUCCACCUUCCUCCCUACUUUACCUCCUCUUCCUCCGUCCUCUUCUGCUUCCUUCUCUCCGUUUUGUUGCCGUGACAACAACGACCACAGCGAGCCAAAGGGGAAGCGUCCCUGCAAGAUGAAGCACACGGGAGGAGAGCGAGCGAGCGACGAGGAGCAGGAGGAGAGAAAGGCUUCUCUGUCUUGCUCGCCCAGCCCUUGCCCUCUCUCUCCACAGCACACACAACCAGCCCGUCCCCUCCCUCCUGGAGCUCGUCGAUUAAUCGUGAACAAAAACGCCGGAGAGACGCUUCUGCAGCGUGCCGCCCGCCUGGGAUAUGAGGAGGUGGUGCUGUACUGUUUGGAGCAACAGGUGUGUGACGUUAACCACAGAGAUAACGCCGGGUACUGUGCUCUGCAUGAGGCCUGCGCCCGUGGCUGGCUGGGGAUUGUACGCCACCUGGUGGAGCACGGAGCCGACACCAACUGCAGCGCUCAGGACGGCACCAGACCGCUUCAUGACGCUGUGGAGAAUGACCAUGUGGAGGUUGUCCGUUUUCUGUUGGCCUGCGGCGCAGACCCCACCCUCACCUCUUACUCCGGACGAGGACCCCUCAACAUGACCCACAGCGCUACCAUGGAAACAUUCCUGGAGGACUAUCUCUCCGACCUCCAGGGGCGAUCGGAGGGCGAUCCAGGGAUCUACUGGGAGUUUUACGGCGGCUCAGUGUGCGAACCGUCUACAGAGAGCCCAGUGGUCAACGUCCUCGCCGACCCUCCAGGGCCGGAUCAGGAGGGGGACGAUGAAGAGGAGGGCGAGGACGAGGACGAGCGUGUCAGGAGGGAGGUGUUUGAGUUUGAACUGUCCGACCGGCCGCUCCUCCCCUGCUACAACAUCCAGGUGGAGGAGAGUCAGGGACCCAGGAACUGGCUCCUCCUCUGCGAUGUCCUGGGUCGACUUCGGAUCACGUCUCGGUCGUUCCGCCGCCUCUUCCCUCAGCUGAACGUUCAGUCCAUCCCUGAGGACCGGUUCUACCAGCAGGCUUCUCUGUCCCAGCUCCUGACGGGUCCAGACCAGCAGGAGCUGUCCCCCUUCAGGCCCCACGUGAAGGACCCUCUGGAGCUGGUGGAGGCCACGCCCGAGCUGGCCGGCAUGCUGGGCUCCUCCAUGGAGUUGGUGGACAGUCGCCGGGACUCGACGGAGGCUUCACCACCUCCAACACCGCCCCCCCUACCGUCACCACCCCCCCAUCGACAGGCAGUGUCAGCAGCUAAUGCUAACAGAGCGCUUCAGAACAGGACGCCAGGGUCUGCCCCCCGCAGAGGACUUCAGGAUCCAGCUGCUGGGUGGGAAACCAACAUGUGGGAUCAUCACGGGUCACAUUCUGCUCACCUGGACUCCAAAACAGACUCUGGUCGAGGGGAACAGCAAAGAACCUGGAUCCCAAAGUCUGCUCACCUGGACUCAAAGAUUGACUGGAGCGUGUCAGAACAACGACAAAAGCUAAGUGACGAUACUAAAGAUAACGCUGUUAAUCCAGACUCCAACGUGGACUUCCACAAGUCUGAACAACCAGAAACUAGAGACGCUGGGAACCCGUCAUGUGCUAAACCGGACCAGUCAGAACCUCAAGAGAAACUCUGUGAGGACAGUGGGAACGCUAACAGUGCUAAAGGGAACGCUAACACUGCUAAAGGGAACGCUAACAGUGCUAAUGGGAACGCUAACAGUGCUAAAGGGAACGCUAACACUACUAAAGGGAACGCUAACACUGCUAAUGGGAACGCUAACAGUGCUAAUGGGAAUGCUAACACUGCUCAUGGGAAUGCUAACAGUGCUAAUGGCAGUACUAACACUGCUAAUGGGAACGCUAACACUGCUAAUGGCAGCGCUAACACUGCUAAUGGGAAUGCUAACAGUGCUAAUGGGAAUGCUAACAGUGCUAAUGGGAACGCUAACAGUGCUAAUGGGAAUGCUAACACUGCUAAUGGGAACGCUAACAGUGCUAAUGGGAAUGCUAACAGUGCUUACUUGGACUCUGUCAUGUGGGAUCAACAUCAGGGAGGAAAGAAGUCUCGAGGGAAGAUUUCGCUCCAGUCAAAGCGUGCGAUCGGUGCAAACAUGUGGGAACCUCAGCGACUGCGCAGUAGAAGUUCUGUGAACUCAAACAUCAAAGUGGACGCUGUGACGCCACGACCACAGCAAAUAGAAAACAAGAACACGCCUCUUUCUGUCAAGUCAAACAGUUGUGUUGAUGCUAACACGACGAGCGAGGUGUCAGGUUCCUCUGCAGGGAUCAAUGUUAGCACAGAAGCUAACAGGUGGGAGCCCCAGGGAAUAAAGAGAGUGGGAGGAGCCAACACAGCGCCUCCCUGUUGCAUUCCUGGUCAAGGAGGAAAGAUGAUGAAGAUGGACGCCGCCUGGCAGAGGAACCUCGCUAACGUCAGAGUUCACAUCAGAGACGUGGGCGUGAAAGUCGGGGGAGGAAACAUCUGGAAAGACUCAAAGACAGAGCAGAGCGAUGUUUGUAAAAGUGGGAGGAGCUGGAGAGGAGCAAGGGUUAACAGUGUGCAGGCAGAGAAGUGAAGUGUAAACAUCAUGUUUGUUACCUUUGUGUUUUUCUAUUCAGCGUCCUGUCCAAACUAUUUAUUGUCAAUAAAUCUGACACAAAAUAA
Labrus mixtus (cuckoo wrasse) is the source of this 6350-nucleotide messenger RNA. RefSeq names its product BCL-6 corepressor-like. Gene Ontology annotation, cellular component: nucleus. NCBI's taxonomy places the organism in Eukaryota, Metazoa, Chordata, Actinopteri, Labriformes, Labridae. The transcript is spliced from 11 exons. Gene Ontology annotation, molecular function: transcription corepressor activity; protein binding. Bases 52 to 6261 code for a protein of 2069 amino acids. Gene Ontology annotation, biological process: negative regulation of transcription by RNA polymerase II. The record is from RefSeq and is a predicted model, not a curated record.